Molecule: messenger RNA, 528 nt
Organism: Trichomonas vaginalis G3
Lineage: Eukaryota; Parabasalia; Trichomonadida; Trichomonadidae
Exons: 1
Coding region: 1-528 (175 amino acids)
Source: RefSeq, a predicted model, not a curated record
AUGCCACCACCCCAUUCAACAUACUCUCACGCAACCACCCAAAUUUCUUCACUCUCCCAACAACAAACCAUCCCCACACCACCACUCCCAUAUACCAUAUCUCACCAACCACCCAAACCAUCCCCACACCAUCAAAACUGCUCACCCUUCGUUCACCACCAACCCCCCACAACCUUCAAACUCUCGCAACCAAUUUCUACUCCGCAGAUGCUCCAACAACAAACAUCACCCACGACACCACAUCCAUAUAAACCAUAUCUCACCAACCAUCCAAACCAGCACCCAAUAACCAUACUCGACCACACCAUCCCAAAUUUAACUCUCGGCCAAACAACACCACCCAAUCACUUCAUAUCACCAUACUCACCAACCACAAACCAUCCCCAACACCAUCAAAUCCAUACUCUCGAGCCCAUACCACCCAAAUUUACUUCACUCUCCCCAACAACAAAACCAUCCCACACAUACCACCAUCUCCCAUAUACCAUAUCUCACCAAACACCCGCAAACCACUCCCACACCACCUAG